Messenger RNA from Thelazia callipaeda (thelaziosis nematode), 1032 nucleotides. NCBI's taxonomy places the organism in Eukaryota, Metazoa, Nematoda, Chromadorea, Rhabditida, Thelaziidae. The record is from the annotation of a GenBank genome assembly.
AUGAGGGGUCUUUCAUGUUGGUCUGGACUGGCUGUGAAUAUCCAUAUAGUCGUUUUUUUGGUUGAACGUUGGUUCUUAACUCGAUUUUUAAUAUCUGAUAGUUACCAGUCGCUGUGUGAAGAAUUCGAUUCUUUGCAAUCAGGUAUUAAUGAAAGUCAGACAUCAACUCAUAGAUGCAAUACUUCCACAUUCAUAAAGUAUCCAACAAGCAUGAAUACGUCACAAACGUUAAAAGUGAAUGCGCAACCUGUUAGGCGUCAGGAUGGCAAAGUUUACAUUGCUUGUGAGGGUCCUAACUUAUUAACCGUUUACGACUUUUGGACUCUAGUAUGGCAGGAAAGGAUCAAGACAAUAAUAUCUCUGAACUUUCCUUAUGAGGAACGUCUCCAUCCGCAACUGUACACUGAAUGUCAGGAAACGAUACAGUAUUGGCCGGUUGUCCAAGAUGAGAUCUACCAUUUUAUGCCUUUCAAAAUAACUUGUAUAAGCACAUCAUUGAUGGCUAAUUCUGAAAAUCCGGCGAGCAAUGAUGAGGACUGUAUUUACCGACAGACUCAACUACGAAUUAGAAACUGCAAUCCAUUAUAUCCUGAGAAGGAUAGAAUCCUUACGCACUUUUGCUAUUUACGAUGGCCUGAUGGACGUUUACCACUGAAAUGCGGAAAACAAACCACUUUAGCCGAAGCAGCUGAUUUAUUAUUGCAAAUAUUACACAAGGUUACCGAUCAGAAAGUUUUAGUACACUGUCAUGCAGGUAUCGGUCGUACAGGUGUGUUAGUAGCAAUGGAUUUCGCCAUGCAUGAACUAAAAAAAUCUCAGUUUGUAAAUAUUCAGACUCUAAUCCAAAAAAUUCGACAGCAGAGACCACGUUUAGUCAUGAAUCGUUGGCAAUAUGCUUUUAUAAAUGCUGUUGUAGCUGAACAAGCUUAUAAUUUGGGAUAUUUAAAAGACAGAAUCGGCGGGCAUAUCACGCGGCAGUUAAUUAACAAACUUUGGAUAAACCUUGAAAAUGAUAUGAAUCGUUACUUUUGA